ACUCACAGUCAGGCCCUCCAUGACAGCCACAAAAGUGAACUCAAGAACUGACCACUGAAUGACAAUAUAAAAACUCUGGAAAGAGGGCAGACAACAGCCACUUUCUGCUCUGCCUUGACACAGAAGGCACCAGCAAUGAAGCUCCACACCGCAGCUCUUCUCAUCAUCCUCUGCCUUGGCAUCUUCACUGGGCACACAGUGAAAGGAAGUGCUGGAAGUCAGUCCAUGCUCAAAGCCACUUGUGUAGAUCUGGUUACAAAGCAACUGAGCAUCCGAAAUCUUGUAGGCUACGAAAAGCACACUCAAGCAAAUGCUGUAAUGUUUAUCACUAGAAAUGGUAUCAAGAUCUGCGUAAGUGCUGAUCAGAAAUGGGUGCAGACUGCCAUGAAGAAGAUAAAAGAAAAACUUACCACCAAACGCAAAUAAUCCUGUCCUAGAUAAGCAUCUAAGGCCAACCAGCUGGAAGCAUCAGCAGUGCUGCAGAUAACAGGGAAGAGAAC
This is a messenger RNA of Neopelma chrysocephalum (saffron-crested tyrant-manakin), 500 nucleotides long. Its product is annotated as lymphotactin-like. Bases 136 to 426 code for a protein of 96 amino acids. The record is from RefSeq and is a predicted model, not a curated record. The transcript is spliced from 3 exons. Lineage: Eukaryota; Metazoa; Chordata; Aves; Passeriformes; Pipridae. Gene Ontology annotation, cellular component: extracellular region. Gene Ontology annotation, molecular function: CCR chemokine receptor binding; chemokine activity. Gene Ontology annotation, biological process: monocyte chemotaxis; inflammatory response; positive regulation of ERK1 and ERK2 cascade.